AUGGGUUGUGCCACAUCCACCUUAACAGAGGAAACAUCGCCUCUUUUCCAAGAGCGUAAGAUCAACGAUAUCAUUGAGCAGCAGCUCCUUGCCAGAAAGCGCAACGAAAAGGCAAAGCUCAAGCUUUUGCUUCUUGGUGCUGGUGAGUCCGGUAAAUCUACUGUUUUGAAACAAUUGAGGUUACUCCACCAAGGGGGGUUCACCCAGCCAGAAAGGAUACAGUACGCCCAGAUCGUGUGGGUGGAUUUGAUUCAAUCCAUGAAAAUCUUGAUCAUCCAAGCAAGAAAAAGAGGAAUCGAAUUGGACUGCGAUCAGCCUGGAAACCCAUUGAACUCCUACAAGCAGUUGAUAUUGAGGAUUGACCCAUUACAUCAAAUCGAGACAAAUGCUGCUGGUGGGAGCAAUUUCUUGAAUGACUAUGUCGUCAAGUACAGCGAGAACUUCAAGCAAAGGAGGACUUUGAAUCUGUCGGGGAAGUUGUCAGGAUUCGAUGAAUCUGUAGUUGACCUGGAAUCUCAGGACUUCUCCGUGGAAACUUUAACUGAUGAGCUCCGUAAUGUUUCCACUUUCCAGGUAGCUGAGCCUGACAGGUUUAAGGUGGCCAGAGCCAUAUCCAAGCUUUGGACGGAGGAUUCCGGUAUAAAGAAGGUGUACGACAUCUCCAAUGAGUUCCAAUUGGAAACCAACACAUCAUAUUACUUCGACAACGCUUCCAAGUUCGCAGAUCCGGAUUACAUUCUAUCAGAUCUCGAUAUCCUCAAGGGGAGGAUUAAGACCACUGGUAUAACAGAGACCGACUUCAACAUCAACUCUUUCAACUUCAAAGUUCUAGAUGCUGGUGGGCAAAGAUCUGAACGGAAAAAAUGGAUCCAUUGCUUCGAAGAUGUCACGGCCAUAUUCUUUGUCGUAGCACUUUCAGAGUACGACCAGUUCUUGUUCGAAGAUGAGCGUGUCAACCGUAUGCACGAGGCGAUUAUCUUGUUCGACUCAUUAUGCAACUCGAAAUGGUUUGUUAACACUCCAUUCAUUCUUUUCUUGAACAAGAUGGAUCUUUUCGAGGAGAAAUUGAAGAAAUCACCUCUUCAUUAUCACUUCCCAGAGUACAAGGGAGACCCAAAGCUGGUAGAAGAGGCAACUAAGUACUUCACUGAUUUGUUCUUGAGUCUAAACAGGACAAGGAAGCCGAUCUAUGUGCAUAGAACCUGUGCCACCGACACCAAGUCAAUGAAGUUUGUGUUGGCUGCAGUUACAGAUGUUAUCAUCCAGCAAAAUUUGGCCAACAGUGGAAUCAUAUAG
Dujonia railenensis is the source of this 1296-nucleotide messenger RNA. The record is from the annotation of a GenBank genome assembly. NCBI's taxonomy places the organism in Eukaryota, Fungi, Ascomycota, Pichiomycetes, Serinales, Debaryomycetaceae.